AUUUUUGUUUUUGUUUGUUAUGUUGUUGCUUAUUUGUUUAAUAGUUUUGAUGCUCGCCUAAUUUUUUACAAUAUACAUUGAUUUUGAAUUGUUUCGAAAAAUGGAACUGGAAUUAAUAAUUUUUUAAAUUUAUUUGGUGGAUAUAUACAAAUUUGGAAGUGACAAAAAGUGGCAAAGAAAUGAACAUUUCUAUAAUAGUCACAGACUGAUUAAAGUGAAAUCAAAAAAUAUGUAAUUAGUAUAUUUAAUUAUACAGGCUGAACGGGUUGAACUAAAUAAUUCAAAUAAUUCUUAAAAAAGAUUGAAUUCUGAAAUUCAUGAAAAACUAGCUAAUUUCAUCCUGAUGUCAAUUGUCAUAUUGUAAUAUAUGAUAGCUUGUCAAACGUCAACGUCGUCAGUCGUCAACAUCAAUUUCAAGUUUCAAGAAAAAGCAAAUCACUACGACUUGCCGGAUUUUGUAGUAGUGUUAAUUUUGUAUUAAAAAAUCAAAAUGAGUUCUAUUGGAACUGGGUACGAUUUAUCAGCUUCCCAAUUCUCUCCUGAUGGAAGAGUAUUUCAAGUUGAAUAUGCAAUGAAAGCAGUUGAAAAUAGUGGCACCGUAAUAGGCCUCCGAGGUACAGAUGGCAUUGUAUUGGCUGCUGAAAAGCUCAUUAUGUCAAAAUUGCAUGAACCAAGUACAAAUAAACGAAUUUUCAACAUUGAUAAACACAUAGGAAUGGCAUUUUCAGGCUUAAUAGCUGAUGCAAGGCAAAUCGUUGAGAUUGCUAGAAAAGAAGCAUCAAAUUAUAGACAUCAAUAUGGUUCAAAUAUUCCUCUUAAAUACCUAAAUGAUAGAGUAAGCAUGUACAUGCAUGCAUACACUUUAUACAGUGCUGUUAGACCAUUUGGUUGCAGUGUCAUCUUGGCCAGUUAUGAAGAUAGUGACCCAUCUAUGUAUCUGAUUGAUCCAUCUGGAGUUAGCUAUGGAUACUUUGGAUGUGCUACAGGUAAAGCAAAACAGUCUGCAAAGACUGAAAUAGAAAAAUUGAAGAUGGGGAAUCUAACAUGCAAAGAACUUGUUAAAGAAGCAGCCAAAAUCAUUUAUUUGGUCCAUGAUGAGCUGAAGGAUAAGAAUUUUGAACUGGAACUUUCAUGGGUAUGCAAAGAUACGAAUGGUUUACAUACCAAAGUGCCUGAAUCAGUGUUUGCUGAUGCAGAAAAAGCUGCCAAACAAGCAAUGGAAGCAGAUUCAGAAUCAGAUACAGAAGAUAUGUAAUAACUACAUUUAGUUUUUAAUAUUUCGCUGAUGGUGGCUGUUCUUACAAUAUUUCGUGUGUUAUGUUCAUAUAUUAUGUAAUACUGUGAGAAUUUCCAUUUCAAGGAUAGGUUUAUAACUUUUUUUUCUAAUAAAUACAUAACUUUA
Molecule: messenger RNA, 1402 nt
Organism: Diabrotica virgifera virgifera (western corn rootworm)
Lineage: Eukaryota; Metazoa; Arthropoda; Insecta; Coleoptera; Chrysomelidae
Gene: Prosalpha7
Product: proteasome subunit alpha type-3
Exons: 5
Coding region: 491-1255 (254 amino acids)
Biological process (GO): ubiquitin-dependent protein catabolic process
Cellular component (GO): nucleus; proteasome core complex, alpha-subunit complex; synapse
Source: RefSeq, a predicted model, not a curated record